AAAAAUGAAUCCAUCGCGAACGAGCGUGUAUUUUUGACGUUGGCUGUCAACCUCGAUCUGUCAACGAGAAUUUUCGACACUUCCACACACAUUGAAAUAAAAAAAAUCUUUUGGAUUUUGUUUGGGCAAUAUAUAAUUUUUGAUUGUAAAAUUCAAUGGCCUUACUUUGGAUACGGCCUGGAAAACAGUGUUUAAGUGUGAUUACAUUCAAUCAACUAUCGGCGGUUGCAACUUUUCGCUCGUUCAGAAUGACGGCACGGCAGCGCUCUGAGAAAGUGCUGGAGCAGAUGAAGGAAUCGAAUCCCUACUUUGAAAAAUAUGCUCGAAAGAUUUCAGCCGUGCAGCAAAGUUCGCCCGAAGCGUUUUUGGCCAAGCUGGAAAAGGUGGAAAAAGACAGCAACAAGCCUAAAUUCGGCCCAUCUGAACGAGCCCGUGACUACUCGGGCCUGCUAAAUCCCAAAGCCCCACUGGCAAAGAAACCCGUCGAAGAUGCGGCUCACAAAAACCUGGGAGAUAUCAUGAAACUAGAUUUGGUUGAACAACGAAAUGCGGAUGAAAUCGCACAUAUUUGGUUGCAGUACCAUCAGGGAAAGGAAGUUAUUUGCGCGACUAUUCCUCUCGAGCAAUACGAUCUGAUGAUGAAACGAGCGAAAAAGUAUCCCGUUUUUAUCUUACCGAUUCCAAGAAGCCAAGGAUAUGAAUUUAUGAUGUUGCAAUUCUUCUCCAAUACAAUUCAUUUUACUCCAUUGAUUAAUUAUCAGGUUCACAAAGAAAAUGCACCGGAAUGUUUGAAUAUCACGUUGUAUACGGAGUUGAGAAGCAAAGGACUGGUUCUGAUGCGAGGUGAAUAUGAUACCAAGGUUAUCAAUGGCCAGGAGGCACAAUGCUUGGCUAACCAGCUGCAAAUGUACUACAGUCAGCAAAGUGAUUCUAAGCUGGAACUAUUAGAAAAGUUUACCAACAAACCAGAGAAUUUUAAACACAUGGAUGUCAUUGAAGAGCUGAAUAAUUUAAAAAUCGAGAGUUAAGCAUUGCUCGCAAAUGUUAUCGCAAUCAAGUUUUAUUGAAAUAAAAUGUUGGCUCAAUUUCUUCAAUCUUA
Messenger RNA from Armigeres subalbatus, 1099 nucleotides. RefSeq names its product ATP synthase mitochondrial F1 complex assembly factor 1. The transcript is spliced from 3 exons. The record is from RefSeq and is a predicted model, not a curated record. Gene Ontology annotation, biological process: mitochondrial proton-transporting ATP synthase complex assembly. The coding region runs from base 156 to 1028 and encodes 290 amino acids. Lineage: Eukaryota; Metazoa; Arthropoda; Insecta; Diptera; Culicidae. Gene Ontology annotation, cellular component: mitochondrion.